Messenger RNA from Tarenaya hassleriana, 712 nucleotides. RefSeq lists its product as uncharacterized. NCBI's taxonomy places the organism in Eukaryota, Viridiplantae, Streptophyta, Magnoliopsida, Brassicales, Cleomaceae. The record is from RefSeq and is a predicted model, not a curated record. Bases 42 to 548 code for a protein of 168 amino acids. The transcript is spliced from 3 exons.
UGUAGAGAGAUGAGGGAUAUUGAAGACAUGAAGAGCUGAAGAUGAUUAGGUUACACUUUGUUCCUCUGCAGAAUCUGAUAGUGACGAAGGAGUUCGGACAUGGCGGAUUCAUUACAAGAACCAAACAACAUCUCAUGGGCGUUGUUAGAGCUUCUGAGAGAGAUUCAGCAGAGAAGUUCCAAGUCGACAUAGACAAAGCCAAAGCAGCUCUUGAACAGCUGGACCAGCAAAUUCAAUCUCUUUCCAAUCAACAACCCUCCUCUCCCAAAAUCAAGGCGUCUGAUGUUAAGUUCAGGACUGAUCCGAGAAUCCCCGAAGAACCAUUUGAGAUCUCCGAGUCAUUCUUGGCGGCUUCGGCUUUUGUCCUCUUGGCUUUCACCAUCCUCUACAAUGUCUUAUUCUACGCAGUGAUAAAGCCAUCCAUAGAUGGACCGGAACCAGCUCCCGCUUCUCUUGAAGGCAGAGCUCCCAUCUCUGAUCCCGCGUUUCUGCGUUUUUCUCCAUCACCGAUACCCGAAAACGUCUUGCAAAGUUCAGACAACGAGUAGGAUCUUCUUGUUUCUAAAGAGAGCGAUGAGUGCAUCUAUUCGGUUGUUCUUUUCAAAUGUAAUAUUGUUCUUCGUUUUAAGGGUUUCUUCGAUUUGAAGGCAAACGCCCCAACAAGAGAAAACCAAUGUGUAUAUAUGCUCUAAUCAGAACAGCGUGUUCUUCU